Molecule: messenger RNA, 815 nt
Organism: Cynara cardunculus var. scolymus (artichoke)
Lineage: Eukaryota; Viridiplantae; Streptophyta; Magnoliopsida; Asterales; Asteraceae
Exons: 3
Coding region: 105-587 (160 amino acids)
Source: RefSeq, a predicted model, not a curated record
AACCUUUUCACCCUUCCACAUGAACCCCAUAUAACCCAAAUCAACUUCACUUUCAAAACACCCAUCAAUCCCUUACCAUUUUCUUGUUAAAAAUAUUUGUCACGAUGCCUAACAAAGGAGUCGGUGCGUUCGUUUGUCUUGUCAUCAUCAUGUUCGACAUCACUGCAGGCAUCCUCGGGAUUAGAGCCGAAGCAGCCCAAAACCAGGAGAAGCAUUUGAGGUUGUGGUUGUUUGAAUGCAAAGAACCAAGCCAAGAAGCCUUUAGGCUAGGGUUGGGUGCCAUUGUGCUAUUGAUUGCAGCCCAUGUGUUGGCUAAUUUGCUAAGUGGUUGCACCGUUUGUAACCAUGAUGACAUCCAAAAGGCUUCUCUUGGUAGACAAUUGUCAUUGCUAUCCCUCUUCUUUACAUGGGUAAUCUUAGCCGUUGGAUUGGGGAUGCUGGUGAUCGGGACAAAAGCAAACCACAAAUCCAAUGCAUCGUGUGGACUGUCGCACCAUCAUUUCCUUUCAAUCGGAGGGAUAUUGUGUUUCGUUCAUAGCCUCUUUUCUGUCGCUUAUUACGUAACUGCCACUGCUUCCAUCCACUAACUAAAAAGUCAAAACAUCGAUAUUUCUCCUUUUUGACUUUUUUUAAUCACAUCAUCAUAUCAUAACAUCAUGCUUUUUGCUUUUUUAGUUCGAAUUGACUAUUUUACCCUUGUCUAAUGUAUUGUUUUAUGUUGGUAAUGGUUUAGGGUAUUUUAGACUUUUAUCAUAUUAUUUGUUACACUUCUUUGGAUCAUCUAUUGUCCUACCAAGCAAAAGCAUUAAUGUUAA